GCAGCCAGCGGCCUUGGCGAUGAUGAUGAUGAUAAAGAAGAAGAAGUUCAAGUUCCGCGUGGAGCUGGAGCUGGACGAGCUCUCCUCCGUGCCCUUCGUGAACGGCGUGCUCUUCUGCAAGGUGCGCCUGCUGGACGGCGGCAGCUUCAGCGGAGAGUCUUCCCGGGAGGUAGUUCAGGCAAACUGUGUCCGCUGGAAGAAGAAGUUCUUAUUUAUGUGUAAAAUCAGUGCCAGUGCCACAACGGGGGUUCUGGAUACUUGCAUCUGCAGGGUGUCAGUGCGCAAGCUGGGCUUUGCAGACCUAAACCUAGCAGAGUUUGCCGGAUCGGGAAAUACCACUCGGCGCUGUUUACUGGAAGGUUAUGAUACCAAAAAUACAAGGCAGGAUAACUCCAUUCUCAAAGUUUUGAUCAAUAUGCAGCUAAUGUCUGGAGACCCAUGUUUUAAAAUGCCUCCUUCCACAGCAAUGUCUAUAGCAAUUCCUGGAGAAUCAGAAUCUUUGCAAGAAGACAGGAAAGGCGGAGAGAACUUAAAAGGAAUACAUCUGGGAAUGGCAGAUGUCUCAGCAAAGAGUGCCUCAGUCCCAGAUGAUCUUGGUGCAUGUGGACACUCCAGAACAUCAAGCUAUGCAAGUCAGCAGUCCAAAUUGUCAGGAUACAGUACAUGUCACUCUAGAUCAUCCAGUUUCUCUGACCUCUGCCACAGGAGAGAUGCCUCUGUGGGAAGCACUUCAACAGGAAUUGGAAGUAUUCUAGAGCCAUGUGAAGAGAGUGACCUAAAAGUAGCAGAAACCAAUUUUGAUAUAUCUGUUAAAGAUGAGUCAUCAGAAAAACACUGCAGGCAACCUGUGAAGCAAGACUCUGUGGAGUCCCAGCUCAAGAGGGUUGAUGCUACCAGGGUUGAUGCAGAUGACGUAGUUGAAAAAAUACUCCAAAGUCAAGACUUCAGUUUAGAUUCCAGUGCGGAAGAGGAAGGUUUAAGAUUAUUUGUGGGCCCUGGUGGAAGUACUUCUUUUGGAAGCCAUCAUCUCCCUAACAGAGUAGGAUCUGGAGCAUAUGAACAAGUGGUGAUAAAACGCUAGACCUAAAGAGCU
Messenger RNA from Tinamus guttatus (white-throated tinamou), 1093 nucleotides. NCBI's taxonomy places the organism in Eukaryota, Metazoa, Chordata, Aves, Tinamiformes, Tinamidae. The record is from RefSeq and is a predicted model, not a curated record.